Messenger RNA from Bombus impatiens (common eastern bumble bee), 2609 nucleotides. RefSeq lists its product as uncharacterized. Lineage: Eukaryota; Metazoa; Arthropoda; Insecta; Hymenoptera; Apidae. Bases 394 to 1008 code for a protein of 204 amino acids. The transcript has a single exon. The record is from RefSeq and is a predicted model, not a curated record.
GAUCCUCAAAUCGAACGAUACUUGAACAGCAGCUUACCUCGUACAAGUCGCAAAGAAAAAGAUUAUGACAUUUCAAGACGUAAACCAUCCUACCCGACAUUUUGUAAGAAAAAUCGUAAAUUAAACAUUAAACCUGCUCACUCAUUAAAAUCCAUAACAAAAGCACUGCAUGGAAUUUUCAAGUAGACAGGAUUAUUAUUUUCUCUAAUAUGUUGCCGCCAAAAAUAAUUAAUAAACGAAGGCACGUAUAAACAAUGUUUAUAUAAAUUUCGGACUUCCUAAAGUGUGGGAAUAUUUGAAGACAUUCGACGUGAUCGGACUCACGAAAACAUGGAUAGAGGAAGACAAUUGGGAAAAACUAAAAUAUAGACUACCCGAAGAAUUCGACUGGAAAUGCAGAGUAGCAAUGAGAGUAAGGAAAAAAGGAAGAGUAAAGGGGGAAUAAUAACGGGUAUAAAUAAGGAACUGAGAGAAAUAGAAUACAAAGAAAUAAGUGAUCAUAUAGUGGAAAGAAAAAUAGUAUACAAUGAUAAGACGUAUAGAGUAAUGGUGGUUUAUAAUCAAGGCACAAAAGGGACAUGGAAAGAAAUAGCGGAAAGAGUAGACGAAAGAGAAGAGGAAGUGAUAAUCAUCGGUGGAGGCUGGAAUGCAAGAACGGGAAAAGAGGGAGGGCCGAUAAACGAGGAUCUAGGGAAAGAAAAAAACAGGCGAUCAAAAGACAAGACAACAAACAUGGAAGGAAGAACUCUGCUAAAGUACCUGGAAGAGGAGUGGACAUAUAUUGGGGAGAGAGGAAACUCAGUAAUAGAUUAUAUGAUUCGCAAUCAGGAGGCGACAGAAGAAAUAAUUGACAUGAAAGUAGGAAAAAGAACAGAGUCGGACCACAUGCCGUUAGAAAUAGAAAUGGGAGGGGGGCAGAAUUACGAAAAAAUGAAGAAAAGAAAGAAGAAGAGAAGGAGAAAAGGGAAUGGACAACGAAAGUGUAGAAAAAUAUCUGGAGGAAUGUAAAGACUGGAUCUGCAAGGGAAGAACAGUAGAGGAAAUGUGGACUGAAAUCAAAAAGAAGAUAAACGAAGCAAUGCCAAAGAAGAAAGUGAAGAUAAGGAAAUGGGGCAUGGGAGAGAAAGUUUAUGAAAGGAAAAUGCAGCAGAGAAGCGUUCAUAGAGGGAAAAUGGCAUUCAAACAGUGGUGCAAACAAAGAAAGGAAAGACACGAAGAAGAAGAAAUGGAGAAAAUAAAGAAGAUCGAAACAGAACAAGAAGCGUGGAAAUAUAUAAAUAAAUAUAGAAGAAGAAGAGAAGAUGAGGAUAUAAGCGAAGAAGAGUGGAAAAAUCACUUUAUGGAAAUUUUAGAAGGAACAGAGCACAAAGAGGGCAGAAAAAUGGGGGAGGGGGCAUAGAGAGGAAGAGAAAAUGAUGGAGGAGAGAGAAGAUAAUAUAGAGAAGGAAGAGAUGAUCUACCAGUUAAGAAACUUAAAGGAAAAGAAAGCAAUGAGGGAAGACGGUUUAGAAAAUGAGAUAUAGAAGUAUGCACCAAAGGAAGUGGGGGGGGCGUUAUGAGAGUUGUUAAGGAAAAUAUGGAACGGGGAGGGGAACUAGAAGAUUGGAAAAAAGGAGUAAUAUGUCUGAUAUAUAAGAGAGGGGACAAGAGAGUAGUGAAGAGUUACAGAGGAGUAACAUUAAUGGAUACAGCAUACAAGAUCUAUGCAGGGAUACUGGACGAACGACUGAAGGCAGAAAUUGAAAACAAACUGGAAGAGAGCCAAUUUGGAUUCAGAAAAGGAAGAGGAGUGACCGAUGCGGUAUUUGUAAUAAACCAUAUCAUAGACAAACAGUUGAGUAAAGAAAAAGGGAAAUUAUGUGCCUGCUUUGCGGACUUAAGAGCGGCGUUCGACAAGCUAAACAGAGAGAAACUAGAGGAGAAAAUGAAGAAAAUAGAGAUUAGCGAAAAACUAACCCGAAGGAUUAAAGAGAAAUACGCAGAAACAAAGAAUGUAGUGAGAGUCAGGAACCACAACACAAGAGAAUUUUGGACAGUGAGGGGAGUCAGACAAGGGUGCCCGUUGAGCCCGACGUUAUUCAACAUCUACGUGGCAGGACUGGAAGAAGAACUAAGGAAAGGACAAGCUUGGGGCAUAGUGGUAGGAGUAAGAAAGGUAUGGUCACUAACAUAUGCAGACGAUAUUGUGCUGGUGGCGGAUAGAGAAGAGGAGCUAAAAGAAAUAUUAAAGAGAUUCAAAAAAUUUUUAAAGGAAGCCGAAUUAGAAGUGAGCACGGAAAAGACCAAAAUAGUAAGACCAAAAGAAGGAACAAAAGAAGACAAAGAAAAUGGAAAUGGGGAGAGUAAGAAUUAGAAGAAGUGGACGAGAUAAGAUACCUAGGGUACAUACUAUAGAAAAACGGCAGUGAUGAGAAACACAUACAAGAGAGGAAAAAGAGAGCAACAAUAGCAAUGAAGGAAACAUGGAACGUGGAAAAAGAAUAUUCAAACAGGACUACAAGAGGAGAAUAAAGAUGUUUGGAGCACUCGUAGAGAGCGUGGCGCUGUUUGGAGCAGAGGUAUGGGACUGGAACAUGGAAGAAAGACUGGAUAGAAUACAAAGAAGAUAU